Penicillium taxi is the source of this 1104-nucleotide messenger RNA. Its product is annotated as PTH11-like integral membrane protein. The transcript has 4 exons. The record is from RefSeq and is a predicted model, not a curated record. The coding region runs from base 1 to 1104 and encodes 367 amino acids. NCBI's taxonomy places the organism in Eukaryota, Fungi, Ascomycota, Eurotiomycetes, Eurotiales, Aspergillaceae.
AUGGAUGUUCUAUUUGGAUUGGUGACUCGGAGUGCUGAUGGCUAUGCUCAUGGCCAACGUGCCUUGGUUGUGACGGCCGUUUUGACCUCAUUGUCUGCACUCACUGUGUCCGUGCGAUUAUAUGCACGAGUAGGAUUGUUGAAACUCACCGGUCGUGAAGACUGGACAAUUGUCGGCGCAAUGAUACUGUCGCUUAUAUACCUGGGACUCGUCGCUGCCCAAUUACAUUACGGAAUGGGAAAGCACUCAUGGCUCCUUCCAAAACAUAUUUUACACCAACAACUAAAGUUUCUCUGGGCCGCAAUCCCAAUCUACAACGCCAGCCUAAUAUUCACGAAAUUCUCCAUCCUACUCCAAUACCUCCGCAUAUUCCCAGGUUUCCGCUUCCGCCUAACCUGCCGAAUAGCAAUGGGCAUAGUAGCAGCCUACGGAACCUGGGCCUUCGUAAGCGGCUUCCUAAACUGCGUGCCCGUAGCAAAGUUCUGGAACCAAGAUCUACAUGGCCACUGCCUGAGUUUCGAAGCCGUCUGGUUCUUCAACGCGUCGAUAAAUAUCGCUACAGACGUCGUCCUCCUCUUGCUACCAAUGCCACUCCUCUCGAAACUACAACUCCCGCGCAUGCAGAAAUUUGCGCUGAUGGGAGUGUUUGCCAUAGGCGCCCUCGUCGUCGUGAUGAGUAUCCUCCGACUUUCCAGUCUACGGGAAGUAGGCGAUACGGCCGAUACAUCUUACGUCAAUGUCUCGGCGGCGUAUUGGACAGCGGCUGAAUGCAAUGUUGCUAUCAUCUGCGCUUGUCUUCCGUUCCUGAGACCUGUUAUCAGUGCGAUCUUCCCCAAGAUGCUUUCUACUAAUGGUUACAAUUAUGCGAGCACUAAGCGGCCGGCUGGGUUUACUACUGCGUGUUCGCAGAGGCUUGCUAGUCAGCUUUAUCAAAGUCAGUGCAAGCAGGAGUAUGAUAUGUAUUCUAUUAAUGUUAAGCAUGGCGAGGGCAAUUCUAGCCAUAGUUCUCUUGGUGGCAUUGAAGUUACUACUGAGAUGACUGUUGUUAAGGAGGCUAAGCAGGAGGAUACUGCUAGUGAGCGGCAGUUGGUCGAUGAGCCUUGA